GUCUGAGCUCGGGCAUUCAUGAUCAGUUCAUCACCCGGAAAAAGUACAACUGAAUUCUGGGUAAUUUCUGGCUCGAAGUAGGGAAGAAGAAGAAAAAAAAAACAGAGCCGAUUUGAAAGCCCAUCGCGUCGGCCCGCGAACAGACUGCUGCGUUGCUUCCUGGCCUGCCAUCACAAGGGUAAACACUGUGGGCCUUAGGUCUUGGAUUGCUCGUCUUGCGAUGCGAUGCGAUGCAACGCAGCGCUCGCGAGAAACUGCGCAAUACUCCAUGUCGCUACUUCGUGGAGUCCAGAGGCUGGCGCUCGGCGUCGCCGCCGCCGCCGCCGCCAGAGGACGUCUCCCUCUCGCCGCUCUUCUUCGGUUCCGCUUCUCAUCCGCCUACUACUACCCGACGUCCGCGGCAGCAGCACGAUCUCGCUUCCUCGCCACGGGUUCGAGGAUGCUCGCGCCCGACUUGCUGUGUGGCGGCGUCGUCGACGCGCCAGGGCACGAGAUGCACCCCGACGCCAUCGAGCUCGCGCGGUUCGCCGUCGCCGAGCACAACAGCAAGACGAACGCGGCGCUGGAGUUCGUGAGGCUCGUGAAGGUGAGGACGCAGCUGGUGGCCGGACGCAUGUACUACUUCACCGUCGAGGUGAGGGAGGUCGACGGCGGCGCCAGCAAGCUGUAUGAGGCGAAGGUGUGGCUUAGGCCAUGGGAGAACUUUAAGGGGCUCCAUGCAUUCGACCCGGUCGCGGAUGCCGCCUAGCUAAUUAAGACCUACAGUACUUAUUUGCGACGAACAGUUGUGCUUUUAGUGGCCCGAAGUUUCUUUCGUUCAGGACCGAAAUGUAUGAAAUUCGAGAAAUCUGAAUUAUUUUGCUGCAGUUUUGAACCCUGAGUAUAUAUAGGCACUGAACUGCCCAAUGAUUCUGUGUCAAUCAGCGA
Messenger RNA from Sorghum bicolor (sorghum), 927 nucleotides. RefSeq names its product cysteine proteinase inhibitor. The coding region runs from base 221 to 748 and encodes 175 amino acids. Lineage: Eukaryota; Viridiplantae; Streptophyta; Magnoliopsida; Poales; Poaceae. The record is from RefSeq and is a predicted model, not a curated record. Gene Ontology annotation, molecular function: cysteine-type endopeptidase inhibitor activity. The transcript has 3 exons.